Messenger RNA from Paraphaeosphaeria sporulosa, 984 nucleotides. RefSeq lists its product as uncharacterized. The record is from RefSeq and is a predicted model, not a curated record. Bases 1 to 984 code for a protein of 327 amino acids. The transcript has 5 exons. Lineage: Eukaryota; Fungi; Ascomycota; Dothideomycetes; Pleosporales; Didymosphaeriaceae.
AUGUUGCGAUUCGCCUGCUCGCAACUUGUCGUCGAGCGAACGGAUCCGCUCGUCAACCCUGGAAUGAAAUACACUCCCCAUCUGCAUCAGAUUGUUGGUGGCAACAGCUUCAACGUUUCCAUGGACCCCAACAAUGAUCCCGCCAAGCUCUCCACCUGCACGUCAUGCUCCUUCGUCCAGGACAAGUCCAACUACUGGACAGCUGUUAUGUUCUUCCACCACAAGAACGGAUCGUACAUCCGUGUCCCCCAGACUGGAAACGGCGGUCCCCAGGGCAAGCUCAUCAACAAAGGCGGUCUUGACGUCUACUACAUUCCCAGCGGCAAGACGACCGCUUUCAAGAAGGGCUUCCGCAUGUUGGCUGGUUCCGCGACCAACACCGAUGACAACAAGGUGUCAAAGGGCAACAUCUGUCACCGGUGCUGGACGUCUCCCAACGAGAACACCUUCGUGGGUGCUCAGCCCUGCUCUGGCACCGACACUGUUGCCAUUCCCUCGGAUCCCAAGUGCAAGAUGAUCCGCCAGACCAUUAUCUUCCCCACAUGCUGGGACGGCAAGAACCUCGACUCUCCCGACCACCAGAGCCACGUCGCAUACGGUCAAGGCUCUGGCGCUAGCGGCGGUGGUGCUUGCCCUUCGACGCAUCCCGUCAAGCUUCCCCAGGUCAUGUACGAGCUGAUGUGGAACGUGACCAACUUCUCCGACAAGAGCCAGUGGCCCACCGACGGCUCCAAGCCCUUCGUGUACUCGAUGAACCUUGGUGGCGCCGCCGCCCACGGCGACUACGUCUUUGGUUGGGAAGGCGACUCGCUCCAGAAGGCCAUGGACAACGGCUGCAACCUCAAUAACGCGUGCCCCAAGGCCGGCCUCACAACCCAGUCCGACGCCCAAUACAGCGCGUGCACCAAGCAGCAGCAAGCGCCCGAGGACGUCGACGGCUGGCUCAAGGCGCUCCCCAUGGGCGACAUGGCGAUCAAGGCAUAG